AUGGUUCCCAUCGUCAUCUGCCGCCGCCAACCUCCCGGUCACGCGGCCAAGCACGGCGAUGCCGCCGCCCGUGCCCACAGCUCCGUCGCCUUCCACCGCAUCUCCAUCUCCUUGGCCGCCUUGCCAGCCUGCGACCGACGUUUACGACCUGCCGAUUCGGCCGCAGCUUCCGAUGCGCUUCCCCAACUUCGACCUCGCCGCGAGCUUGAUAGCUUCCGCAUGGGGGCUAGUUCUGACGACGAGCCCAAGACAAGCUUAACAAUAGCGUUAUCGCCAUCCUGGCCCCGGGAACACGGACGACCCUUUGCGCCUGGGCGAGCAUCCGAUGCGCUGCCGCCGUUGAACGGCCUGUGCUUUCUCCCGCCCACGUGUGUUCCCUUCUCAUACUUGCGAGCGAUAUAG
Messenger RNA from Drechmeria coniospora, 402 nucleotides. RefSeq lists its product as uncharacterized. The transcript has a single exon. The record is from RefSeq and is a predicted model, not a curated record. Lineage: Eukaryota; Fungi; Ascomycota; Sordariomycetes; Hypocreales; Ophiocordycipitaceae. The coding region runs from base 1 to 402 and encodes 133 amino acids.